AUGAGCGGUAAUAUAACAAUUACUGGAAAAAACUGCACGGUGUAUAACACCGUGCACCGGGGCAGAGGCGCCGGUAAGCGAGGCGGCAGCCGAAUAAAAGCCACGGUUAAUGGUCGCGGCGGCAGACGGGGCCGCGGUAGUGGUAGGCAAAGGCAAAUUGUCAACGGGCGUGAUCCGGAUGACGGCGGCAGGUCGGACACCAGGCCCCGAUCCCGAUCACGGUCAACGAGAAGACCUGCAGCAGCUGUACGUUUAAAAAAUAUUCAAAUCAAUGAUAUUCAUAAAUCUAAUCAAUUAAAAUCACAUUUUUUCAGAUAA
Macrosiphum euphorbiae (potato aphid) is the source of this 318-nucleotide messenger RNA. Lineage: Eukaryota; Metazoa; Arthropoda; Insecta; Hemiptera; Aphididae. The record is from the annotation of a GenBank genome assembly.